AUGGCCGGUCGAAACGUUUCUCACGGCCGUGGAGGCGCAGGAAACAUCUACUCCACCGCAAACCCCACCACAGCAAAGGAUCUCGUCACCCCGACAAUCAAACAAGAUACCUUCACAACCGGUCGGGGCGGCUCAGGCAACAUGGUCCAGUAUGACCCCGAGCGCCCGGAAAUCGCGCGCGAACUGCAGGAUGUAGAAUCGCCGCCGCAGCGGGUGGAGGAGGCUCCGCACCAUACGGGACGGGGUGGUGCUGCGAAUGCGUACUUCCCGACCCCCGAGCAGGAGAAGAAGGUCCGCGAGCAGGAAGAGGAGAAUCUGCAACGGGUUCGGACCGCAUCGAGGGAUCGUUUGAAGGAUGUUAAACAAGCUAGUGAGAAGCGCUCGGGUUCGUCAUCUUCGCGGUGA
Aspergillus thermomutatus is the source of this 405-nucleotide messenger RNA. RefSeq names its product DUF3602 domain-containing protein. The transcript has 3 exons. NCBI's taxonomy places the organism in Eukaryota, Fungi, Ascomycota, Eurotiomycetes, Eurotiales, Aspergillaceae. Bases 1 to 405 code for a protein of 134 amino acids. The record is from RefSeq and is a predicted model, not a curated record.